AUGGCUCAGAAAGUAACCCAAGCUCAGAUCAUAAUAACAAGGCAGGAAGGAGAAGCUGUGACCAUGGACUGCAAGUAUGAAAUCAGUUGGACCAGUUAUGACUUGUACUGGUACAAACUGCCUCCCAGUGGAGAGAUGGUUUUCCUUAUUUAUCAGGAUUAUUAUAAGCCAAGUGCAAAGCAGGGCCGCUUCUCCGUGAACUUUCAAAGCACACAAAAAUCAAUCAGCCUCACCAUCUCUUCCUUACAAUCGGCAGACUCAGCGAUGUACUUCUGUGCUCUCUGGAUCCCACGCAAGGCCACAGAGCCACCCAGCUCUAGUGACAUUACAAAAGCCUGUCAGGUGGCAGGCAGUACAAGAGCCAUUUCACCAGUGGGAAGAGCCCCAAGGAUGCAGCCUGGACCACUUGCUCUCUUGUGCACAGUCUUGGCCUUCGUCUGCUUUGAUUCCAGCAAUACCCAGAGUGUUGAUCAACCUAAAAAAGAAGAGCAUAAAAGAGAAGGAGAAUCUGUGACCUUGGACUGCAGAAUCACAGUCAGUUAUGCUUACUAUGUGAUGUACUGGUAUCGACAGGCUUCCAGUGGAGAGAUGCCUCACAUCAUCUAUCUACUUUCUGACAGUAGAAACUCAAGGCGAGGACGCUAUUCUGUGGUGUUUCAGAGACCAAACCUAAAGCUCACCAUCUCAGCCUUGACGCUUACAGACUCAGCCGUCUAUUUCUGUGCUGUUGCACAAGAUCCCACAGUGAGGCUAGUGAUGGGAAGAGCCUUACAAAAACCCCCAGGGCUCAGCAGGAGCCAGCCAGCUACUCUAGGAGCAUAG
Molecule: messenger RNA, 822 nt
Organism: Equus caballus (horse)
Lineage: Eukaryota; Metazoa; Chordata; Mammalia; Perissodactyla; Equidae
Source: RefSeq, a predicted model, not a curated record